AUGGCUUUGCCAGCAAAUGCCCAAGAAGGUAGCGGCACAGCUGAAGGCAUAUAUUUAGAAAGUGAGAAAGACAGUGCUACUGUAUGUACUUGGCAAGCCAAGUUAAGAGGAUCAACGAACAAGUUUGUUGGCUAUGUUGGAUCAGUUGAGGAAGCCAUGACUGUAAUAAGACAAUAUGAACUGGAAACAACAACAAAAUUCUCUUGUUUUAAAUCAGACAAAAUGUUUGGUGCUGGAGGUAAGAUAAUUAUGAAGCAACAAAAUAAUUAUGCACUUAUCAACUGAAAGCCCCCCCCCCCCCCCAACCCCCGGGCCAAGGUGGGGGAACAAAGGGUGUUUGAUAAAAUUUGACAGCAUGUUUUGCCGUUGGGGGCUGGGGAUUUCUCAAGAUUUGCCAUGUUUUAGUUUUCUCCUACAGGACUGUAGGUGGGGGCUUUAAAAGUUUAAGUGCCCCCUCAUGCGGGUUAAUCACCAUUGUAGUUGACAUGAAGUCAAAUCCCCACCCUGUCCUGGGGGUGGGGGAGGGGGGAUUUCAGUUGAUAAGUGCAUAAACAAUAAGUCGGUCAUAAAAAAAUUCUUGAAUCUGAUUGGCUAUCAGCAGCUAUGAUUUUAGCAGUGCAGUGUAACAUAAUAGGGUUAAGAAUGCUGGAGUAGAAUGUGGUGUAGCUUGCACGCCAGAUUACAAUCAAAAGAUUAUAAUAAACAAUGCUGUGAUCUUAGAAAUUUUUCUUUUGUUGGGGGGGUGGGGGAAAUAUGCUGGAGUAGAAUGUGCAUAUUCUAAACACAGUAGUAUUCAUGGCAUGAACAAUUUAUGAAUCAAAGACAUGAAAUACCGUAAAAUUCCGAAAAUAAGGCCCGGGGCGUAUAUUUUUGAAAAGCCCUUUUUGAGGGGCUUAUAUUCGGAGGGGCUUAUAUACGGGAGGGAAAUUUGCGUUUCAAAAUCGAUUGGGCUAGCCUUAUAGUUGGAGGUAAAUUACCGUUUUUGCUUUGUUUUAUUUUGUAUUUGAGGGCAAUUUUCCAAGUAAAAGCCCCCGGGGGGCUUAUAUUUGGAGGGGCGAUUUUACAGAGGGUUUUUUGCGUUACCAGUUUGGGGGGCUUAUAUUUGGAGGGGCUUAUACACGGAGGGGCUUAUUUUCGGAAUUUUACGGUAUCUUUAAAUCUAUGGUUGACUGAGUACUAUCUGCAAAGGGGCAUGUAAUACAUUGGCUUGACUGUGGGGUAGGUUGCAUACCAGGUUACAUUCAAAAUUAUAAUAAACAAGGCUAUGCUCUAAGAAAAAAAAUUUGGGGAGCCCAAAACACUAACCCUUUGACAUUCUGGCUGCCCAGCAUAGUAAUUUUGGGCAAAAACUAAGAUUGCUUUCUUGCCGAAAAGCAACAGUAAGUCACCAGGGGCCUCUGAGGACUGCUAGAGUACAGCCCUAAUAAACAUAAUACAGACUUUCCUUGUUUCUAUGACACAGAUCCCUUUGCCAAGCAAAGAAAAGUCUAUUUCAAAGAUGACAAAAUUCCAUUUGAUGGAGUACCAUUCAGUAUAAUUGGCACCAAGGUAUUUGACUGCCAACAUGGACCAGACAGGAAAAAGUCAUUUAAAGCGAGACAUUCUGAAGAGAAGGUAUGUUGGUUAUGACUAAAAAAUAUCUGCAUUUUUAUUUCACAGCCACAGCCUUUUUGGUGCUUUUAGCACUAAACUGUAAGGAAUCUAUAAUAUUAAUCUUCUAACUACAGGUUGAUGAUCACUCAUUCAAAAGGAGGAGGUUUCUACCUCAAGACACAAUGAAGUUUGGCUGCCCUGCAAGUAUUUGUUUAUCAAAAGUCAUAAAGUAUUGCAAUUACAAGGUACAAAACCACCAUCACAAUAGUGAUAAUACCAAUUGACAUUAUACUUCCGCUCAGUAAAAUACAUCCCUUCAUUUCAUAACUUAUUACUGUCUUUUAACUCUAUUAGAUCAGGGAUGACACAGAAAGACUAAGAAGGGACAUGUCCAAAAAGCUGAAGACUGAUAUAACCAGCGGACAGAAACCCCAAGUGGAACGCAGAAUUUAUAUCCAAUUACCAAAGGAGGAUGAACACAAAGAUCACAUCACUGGAGAGGUCUGUUGAUGUCAAUGGAAAGAACUGGGACACUACCUUAACUUGAGAACAAUAAUAUUAACUUUUGUUUUUGGCUCUUUUUGUUUGAGUAAUAGUUGAAGGCUUAAGGAAAAACACUUUGAAUGGGUGGGACAAGAGUUGAGUCAUUUUCAUAUAAACCUUCUAGUUUUUCAUGUAUAAAUCAUUAUGGUAAUUAUAGUUUCGGACAGGUAUUACUUUCCUAUGAAAAGGCAAGAAGGCAUGUGAAAGAAAGUCAAGUCAGACCUUCCACUCAAAGGCUAGGUCACAAAGUACAACAGGUGUAUGGGUGGCUACAUGCUAUGUAGUGUUAACAAUCAUAGCCUAGGUCUGUAAAUGAAGUAAUGAUCAUGAAAAAAGGUCCAAGUAGUGUCUAGGACUAAAAUAGAAGCUGAUAAAAAAUAAACAAAAUUGUCUAGGAAUUAUUAUUUCAACUGAUUUGUUGCUAUUCUAUCCAAAUAAUUUGUUUUUUGAAUGUUGUUGUUGACAGAAGUGACAUUUCAUUCAUUACAUGUAAGUGUACAUUGUACCAGCAGUGCCUACAACUAUCAGCAUGGCUGUCAAAAUAUUUCUGUCAAACAUGUAAUUCCAUUUUAAUUUUUCUCCUCAUGUAUCAAACAGCCAGAUUGGUGGCAUUCUGCAGCCCAUCGACAUCGCCGAAGGUGUGAAAACUGUGGACAAAAUGUUAAGACAUCUUAGGCAAUUCGUAAAAACUGAACUACUUCCAGGGCAAUCUCCACCAGCAUCAACAAACAGGCGCUAUUAUCCAACAGAUGUGGACAUCAGGAACCACAUGUAUCAGGCAUCAGUCAAAAAAAUCCUGUCCAAAUCUGAUCAGGAAAACCUUGAAAAGAAAAUUGAAAAUUGGUGA
Porites evermanni is the source of this 2983-nucleotide messenger RNA. Lineage: Eukaryota; Metazoa; Cnidaria; Anthozoa; Scleractinia; Poritidae. The record is from the annotation of a GenBank genome assembly.